Messenger RNA from Perca fluviatilis (European perch), 1509 nucleotides. RefSeq names its product cyclin C (gene ccnc). The record is from RefSeq and is a predicted model, not a curated record. NCBI's taxonomy places the organism in Eukaryota, Metazoa, Chordata, Actinopteri, Perciformes, Percidae. Gene Ontology annotation, biological process: positive regulation of transcription by RNA polymerase II. Gene Ontology annotation, molecular function: cyclin-dependent protein serine/threonine kinase regulator activity. Gene Ontology annotation, cellular component: mediator complex; nucleus. Bases 118 to 969 code for a protein of 283 amino acids. The transcript is spliced from 12 exons.
CGGUUUUGAUGUCACUCCAGUGUCUGCAUAGCACAAUCACUUUGCCAGUGCUAUCCGCUUCUUUGUAGUAAAGUUAUAUUAUUAUAAAGUGUUCUUCUCUACCUCAGUUGCUACGAGAUGGCGGGAAACUUUUGGCAAAGUUCUCAUUAUCUGCAGUGGGUUCUGGACAAACAGGACCUGAUGAAAGAGCGCCAGAAGGAUCUGAAGUUUCUCUCAGAAGAGGAGUACUGGAAGCUGCAGAUUUUCUUUGCAAAUGUGAUCCAGGCUUUGGGGGAACACCUGAAGCUGCGACAGCAGGUCAUUGCUACCGCAACGGUUUACUUCAAACGCUUCUAUGCCAGGUAUUCCCUGAAAAGUAUAGAUCCAGUGCUCAUGGCUCCUACCUGUGUUUUCCUGGCUUCUAAAGUUGAGGAAUUUGGAGUUGUGUCCAAUACCAGGCUGAUCUCUGCAGCAACAUCUGUGUUGAAAACAAGAUUUUCCUAUGCCUUUCCAAAGGAGUUCCCUUACAGAAUGAAUCAUAUAUUAGAAUGUGAGUUCUACCUUCUGGAGUUGAUGGACUGCUGCCUGAUAGUGUAUCACCCUUACAGACCACUGUUGCAGUAUGUGCAGGAUAUGGGACAGGAAGACAUGCUGCUACCCCUGGCCUGGCGAAUAGUAAAUGACACAUACAGGACGGAUUUGUGUCUGCUCUACCCUCCCUUCAUGAUUGCCUUGGCCUGUCUGCAUGUUGCCUGUGUGGUACAGCAGAAAGAUGCCAGGCAGUGGUUUGCAGAGCUCUCUGUUGACAUGGACAAAAUCCUGGAGAUCAUCCGUGUCAUUCUGAAGCUCUAUGACCAGUGGAAAAAUUUUGAUGACAGAAAGGAGAUAGCUGCCGUGCUCAACAAGAUGCCAAAGCCCAAACCUCCUCCUAACAGUGAAAGUGACCAGAGCUCCAAUGGGAACCAAAGCAACUCCUACAGCCAGUCCUAGCGUGGUGUCUAUAUUUCCGUGGGAAUCCAUAUUUUUGAUUUUAAAAUGUCACACAGCGCAACCUUUUGUGACGUUAGUUGGGAAAAGAAAAAAAAACUCACAUUUCAGCCAACCAAGAUGGUUCCUUCAUCUACGCCCAACAAACUCUUGAGAGCCACAUCUUCACUUUUCCCUUCUGUGAUCAUUAUGGGUUUAUGGAUUUAGCGAGCAACCACUGAAAUGCCUGCAGUGAGCAGCCGAUCUGUGACAACAGUUUUGUUGUCUCAAUGAGGUUCUGUACUCUGCUUCAGACUUGAAAUGAACUCAAAACUCAUGAACAUUUGGAGGUACGGAGAGGGGAGCUGGGAAUGUGGGAACACUGAUAGAACAGAUGUGAUGGUUCAGUAGAAACCUGCUUUAAGGUCAUUGUGAUGAUCCUGACAUCCUUGAACAGCCCAGAGGAGCAAGUCCUUUCAUGUGGAGCUCCGUGGGAGUCGAGAAAACUUGAUCACAAAGUGUGUGUGUGUGUGUGUGUGUGUGUGUGUGUGUGUGUGUGUGUGU